AUGUCGUUGCGACUGGCGACGCGAGCAAGUUGGACAGGCCGAGCGAUACCGCAACUCAGACGAACCUACGCUGCCCGAGGCUCCGUGCUACAGCAUUCCAUCGAGAACGCGGAGAAGCAAGAUGCGCAAGGGCCGCCGAUGAUCGUACCGACGUCUGAAGAAGUCGAGAAUGACCCUCAGCUCGCCGGACUGGGAUACCCUCAAUUCAAGGGAACGAGCAGGCAGUGGAGGAAACCCUAUGGCUGGUGGGACCCACAAGAACGGGUCAACUUUGGCGAAACGCGACACCAGUCUGACGAGACGCUGUCCAUGUGGGGACCUGAUGUCCAUUCGACACCAGGUCCCUAUGCUCUCAGAGCAUUCGCCAUCGCCGUCGCCGGAUUCGCGUCUUUUGGCACGCUGAUCUACUACAGCAUGUCACCUCGACCCAUCGCUGCUCGUACAUACCCCUACGGCGGGCUCGUACAAGAGCUGUCCGGCACGACCGAUGCUCAGUAUGCAGCGAGGACGCCGAGCGAGGGAGAAGACGAAGAAGAGGAAUGA
Messenger RNA from Mixia osmundae IAM 14324, 543 nucleotides. RefSeq lists its product as uncharacterized. The coding region runs from base 1 to 543 and encodes 180 amino acids. Lineage: Eukaryota; Fungi; Basidiomycota; Mixiomycetes; Mixiales; Mixiaceae. The record is from RefSeq and is a predicted model, not a curated record. The transcript has 4 exons. Gene Ontology annotation, cellular component: mitochondrion.